This is a messenger RNA of Heteronotia binoei (common prickly gecko), 1066 nucleotides long. Its product is annotated as fibrinogen-like protein 1. Bases 9 to 1004 code for a protein of 331 amino acids. The record is from RefSeq and is a predicted model, not a curated record. The transcript is spliced from 7 exons. Lineage: Eukaryota; Metazoa; Chordata; Lepidosauria; Squamata; Gekkonidae.
AAAAUCCAAUGACGACUCAAAUGCUUCUGCUGUUGCUGCUGCUGCUUGUGCCGUUCUGUUCACCAUCACCUCGAUUUCUGGAAGAGCAUAACUGCCUGUUAGAAAACAGUAAACUACAACAGAGGUUAAAAAUGCUCCAAAACCUAUCCCAUUUGUGUGAACUGCAGCUGAAAGACCUUUUGGGGAACAACUAUCACAGAAAAAAGAGCAAAAUUUUCUCAGCUAUGAGAAUCCAACAGAAUACAGUUUUGCCCACCACUAGCGGGAACCUCUUAGUCUAUGACCAAGAUUGUGCAAUGGUGCUCAACAGUGGCAAAACUGAAAGUGGCUACUACAGAAUUAAGCCAAGAAAAGACAGAGAGCCUUUCCUUGUGUAUUGUGACAUGUCGGAUGGGGAAGGAUGGACUGUGAUUCAACGGCGCAGCAGUGGCAAAGAGAAUUUCUAUAGAAGAUGGGCUGAUUACAAACAGGGGUUUGGACAACUCCAAAGCAAGGAUGAUGAAUAUUGGCUGGGGAAUGAUAAGAUCUAUGACUUGCUCCUUAGAGGGGAAACAUCAUUGAAAAUUGACCUGAUGGACUGGCAGGGGGAGACAAGAUAUGCAAUUUAUGACAAUUUUCAGAUGAAGAAUGGGAAGGAUAAGUACAGGAUAUGGUUUGGCACCUUCUCUGGGACUGCAGGGGAUGCUUUAUCUGGAGGGGGCAAUUAUGAACAGCAGUGGUCUGCAUCACUCAGUGGUAUGCAGUUCUCUACCUAUGACAGGGACAAUGACAGAUUCCUAAAGAGCAGCUGUGCAGAAGAGAACAAAAGUGGCUGGUGGUUUAACAGGUGCCAUGCUGCAAAUCUCAAUGGACAAUAUUACAAGGAUGGGGCAUAUAAUGGUUCUUUUGACAAUGGAGUAGUUUGGGCAACAUGGCGAGGACUGUGGUAUUCUCUGAAAUACACAGCCAUGAAGAUCAGGCUCCUUCCAUUUGCUGACAUACAGAGCGGAGACGGUGAACACUGAGGCAAUUCAAAGUAUACAUGUAAAAGACAGUAUAUGGUGCAGAUAAACCCUUUUAGGCAUUA